AUGGUGAAGGAGACGGUGACGGCGGCGAAGACGUGCUCACACUGUGGCCACAAUGGCCAUAACGCACGGACUUGUCUUAACGGCGUUAACAAGGGAAGCAUUAAACUGUUCGGCGUUAACAUCUCGUCUGAUCCGAUUAGGUCUCCUGAGGUCACGGCGUUAAGGAAGAGUCUCAGUUUGGGAAACCUUGAAUCGCUUCUCGCUAACGAUAUCAGUAACGCUAUCGGUGAUCCAGUCGCCGCCGUUGAAGAUACCGGUUAUCACUCCGAUGGUCAGAUUCAUUCUAAAAAGGGUAAAGCCGCUCAUGAUAAGAAAAAGGGGAAGCCAUGGACGGAAGAAGAACAUCGUAUUUUCUUAGUCGGAUUGAAGAAACUAGGGAAAGGAGACUGGAGAGGAAUUGCAAAAAGCUACGUGACGACAAGAACACCAACACAAGUCGCUAGUCAUGCUCAGAAAUAUUUUCUUAGGUUAAAUGCUAACGACAAGAGAAAAAGACGUGCUAGUCUCUUUGACAUCUCUCUCGAAAAUCAGAAGGAGAAAGAUAAGAACUCUACUCAAGUGGCAACAGAUGAAUCUACAUCUUCAUCAAGGACUCCAUCUAGACAAUUGAUAACCGGAUCUCAAGAGCCUGUACAAGGUCAAACUCAAACCGAGAUUUCGAACAGGUUUCAGAAUCUAACAGUGGAGUACUUGCCAAUCUAUCAAACCGUACCACCUUAUUUUCCAUCUUACAUGUUCCAUCCAAUGUAUUACGCCAAUCCUGAACCAAUGAGGUUUGUUCACCCUUCCGGUAUACCUGUACCAAGGCAUGUACCGAUCGGUAUGCCUCAAUCUCAGUCAAAUGAAGCUUCUAAUCUGACAAAGAAAGACGGUUUGGAACUUGGUAUCGGUUUGCCUCAGGCUCCUCCUCCUCCUCCACAAGCUACCGGAGCAACUCAAGGCUUCAUUCCUGUGAAGUGA
Messenger RNA from Microthlaspi erraticum, 960 nucleotides. NCBI's taxonomy places the organism in Eukaryota, Viridiplantae, Streptophyta, Magnoliopsida, Brassicales, Brassicaceae. The record is from the annotation of a GenBank genome assembly.